AUGGACGACUCGAUCAUCUUGGACCACGUCCUUUUGCAGCUCAACACGACUAAGAGCAGAUGCGACGUGGUCGUAUCUUGUAACGGAGAAGCCACUAUCGUGUCCACCGGGCUAAUCCGUCCCUUCGCGUCGCACAUCAAGGCCGUAGACGACCAAUUCAAGAGCGGCGCGCACCUAAUUAAGCUCGACCCGCGCGAAUGUCGCGAUUUUCUAGACCGGCAGCGGCUAAGAAACCCGCUAGCAGCAGCAGCAGCAGCGGAGGAUCAAGCUGAGGAAGACACUCUUCUAGGAUGGUUCACAUUAAAAAUCGUUGAAAGGAUCGUAACAUUCGUGAAGUCGCCCGGGCUGCUGGAGCACGCGGUGACGAUCGAGGCGGAGCUUCAGAAUCUCGACGACACCAUCCAUGGCGGCGCCGCUGCCUCUGAGCCUUUCCAGGCGGAGCAGCAACUGGACGACAGCGACGGCAGAGCGGAGGAGGGCCUGAGAGGGGCGACGCCGCUGAGGGACCGGCUCUCGGGCCGACGAGCGUCGUCUCGCUCGCCGUCUCCCGCCCGAAGCCUCAACGGAUUCAAGACAGAUGCGUCCAGCGAUAGCAGCGAGCGAGAGAGUCGCCUGCGCCAAGCCAAGGACGUGCGCGCGGCCAUGCUCAAGCGCGAGCAAGGCGUGGCGAUCGCGCGCGCAGCGGCGGCGGGAUUUUCCCCGGACGUGCUGCCGCUGCUGCUCUGCUUCGCGGAUUGCUUCGGAGCCGUCCGAUUGAAGCACGCGUGCGUGAAGUUCUCUUCUCUCGUCCGCCGCCAAGACUACGCCUACGCGGAAAGCCUCACGCGCGCGCAACUCGCGCAGUCCGCCGCGCAUUCAGGCGGCGCCGCAAGCGCCGGCGCGGGCAGGGGCGCGGGAGCUUCGCCACCGGUGCAGCCGCCGCAGCAGCAGCAGCAGGCGUUCGGGCUGGCGGCAGGGCGAGGCGGCGGAAUCUGGUUACCCGACGGCCACGUCGCCGGUAACACGGUUACAGGGACCCCUGGGGGCUAUUACCCCUUCGUUCCGCUGUAUAACGGGGGGCUUCAGAGGAGAGGCGCGAAGGGGGAAGCGGGGGUCGGCGGAACAGGCGUGGGGAGGGAGGCGGCAGGCAGGUUAGACUUAGUCGCUUCUGCGGUGGGGAUGAAAUCGGACGGCGGAGCGCUGAUCAGGAGCGGGAGUGGCUACGGGAAUGCGUCGCAUAUCUCACCUAUCAUCCGCUCCCAGUCCGCGUAUCAUGUGCGAGCGGGGAGCGGGGGAAGGGGCGCGGGGACAGGCGGAGGAACAGGGGGGGGAGCAGGGGGAGCAGGCGGCACAGGCAGCAUAGGGGGGCCUGUUGAUAUCUUGAUGGUAACCGCCUCUACUCCCAAGAAGGGUUCUCCGUGGGCGGGCGCGGAUGAGGGUCGGGAUUAUCUGGGGGAGGUGGAGCUCAGGGGAGGUACGACCGCCCUGAAUGACCGUAGAUUGGUGCCUGGGGAACUCGAGAUGGAGAUCAUGGCAGGGUGGGCGGGGGCGGAAGACGAGGGGGAGGAAGACGUGAUGAAGGGGGAAGCGUUCCGCAACUCUCUGGAGGCUGGCGCGGGGACGGGCGGAAGGGGAGGCGGAGGGGCAGCUGCGGGGAGAGGUGCGGGGAGAGGAGGUGGGGGAGUGGCGGAAGCAAGGAGGGCAGCGGGGGGGAGAGGUAGCGGAGGAGGAGGAGAAGCGGCGGCAGGAGGAGGCAAGGCAGCAACGGCUCCUCUCUCGUGCGCGCCUUCUCCUCUGCCUCCCUCUCUCACGCACUUACCCCCGAUAUGUCUUACCCUCCGCUCCCCGCCUAGUUCUGCUGCUGCUGCUGGUUCUCGCAUGUUCUCCUCUUCCUCCUCUCUUACUGCUCCCACUGCUGCUUCUGCAGCCAAAGCAGCAGCUGCCAGUGCAGCCCCCUCUGCUUCCACCUCUGCUGCAGCCGCCUCUGCUGCAAUGGUUUCUCGUGCCCGUGCCCGCGCACCAAGCCCUGAUCUCUACCGCACAGGCAAGCUCGGGCAGCAAAACGGGCAGCAGCGAAUCUCCGUAUCCCAGAACGUUCCUGGAAACCGCUUGCAGGGAGCAGCUGCUGCAGGCAUAAGGGGCGGGUUGGCUAUGAGGAGGACAGGCAGCGGGGGAGGGGGAUCUGGGGGAGGUGCUUCUGGGGAAGGUGGAAGUGGGAGGGACAUUGCUGGGCUGGUGAGAGGAGGAAGGGUGGUUCGGUCCCAGAGCGCCCAUGUGGUUGUGAGGGAUGGUGCAGAGGAAACGAAGCAAGAGCAGGGAUCCAACACGGGGCGAGGAGCAUCUGCUUCUCGGGGCCGCGUUGCUGCUGGGAGUGCAGGAGGGAAGGAACCAGUAGGAGCAGCAGGGAAAGCAGCAGGGAAAGCAGCAGGAGCAAGAGCAGGAGGAUCAGGGGAAAGAGCAGGGAAGAUUGUGGAGAAUGACUAUCCGGUUCUGAUGAGGAACAAGUCUCCCGUUCGAGGUAGGGAAGCUGGUGUAGGGAGUGGGAAGGGGGUCGAUGGGCCGAGUCAGGAGUCCUUGCUUGUGACUUCUCUUGAGUGCUGGAAGUUCAGUGAGUAUGGACAGGCGGCCGCAGGAGCAGCAGUGGGGAAGGCGGAAAGAGGAGAAGUGGUAACAAAGGGAGAAGUGGAUUUGGAUGCUGAUUUCAGCUGGAUGCAGGGUGGGAGCAGCAGACAUGAUGGGGGAUUGGGUGUGCAGCAGCAGCAGUGGCAGCAGCAGCAGCAACAGGAGAAGGAGCAGCAGCAGCAGCAGCUGAUGAAGCAGCAGCAGGAGAAGGAGCAGCAGCAGCAGCUGAUGAAGCACCAGCAGGAGCAGGAGAAUGAGCAGGCGUCCAGUGACAAGUGCAUGGGUCAGAGGAGGAGUAGAAAUUGGAUGACGGAUGUCAAGUCUACCGAGCAUGAUUAUGUAGCUGCGAUGAAUGCUGCCAAUUCCAUGAAGGCUGGAGCGGAGGAGCUUGUAUUGCUGCCAGCUGGGAACACCCUUGGGUCUGUGACUCAGUCUGGAGGCAAGGGUGGGAGGAAAGGAGCAGAGAAGGCAGAGACAGGAGGAGAGCAGAGCCAGGAGGAGUACUGGAAGGGGGAGAGGAGCCGAGUUGGGAAGGAGAAUAAGUUGAUGCAGCAUUCUCCACUGACCCAUUCGAGUUCGGCGUCAGGAGUUCCUGGCUAUGCGUCAGGAGGUGCGGAGCUGGAGUUGGAUUUCAGGUCAGAGUUGGGAUUGGAGGGGCCGUUUGGAAUUUUGGAGGAGGUGCCUGUGGAGACGAGGAGGGAGGCUACUGACGAGCAGGUGAAAUUGAAGGAUACAAGGAAGAAGCAGGAGAAGGAGUAUAUUGAGAUGUUGAGAGCCAGGGAUGCAGCACGGAAGGCGGCAGCUGUGGAGGAUUCGCCUGUUGAAAAGAAAAGAGGGUCAAGCCUGAUGAAGAUGUUCGGAUUCGGAUUUUGA
Molecule: messenger RNA, 3474 nt
Organism: Closterium sp. Naga37s-1
Lineage: Eukaryota; Viridiplantae; Streptophyta; Zygnematophyceae; Desmidiales; Closteriaceae
Source: the annotation of a GenBank genome assembly